AUGUCUGACGAAUCCGCCGUUAACGGCGUCGCCGCCACCGACGUCGACGUUGAAGUCGAAAUCGCCGCCAACGAUUCCGACGAAACUGCAAUUCAAACCAUCAACAAACUAACACAAAAGCUCCAGACUCUCGAACAACAAAAUCAACAACUCAUCACCCAAAACACCUCAUCCGCAACCAAAAUCAAACAACUCGAAGACGAGAUUCAAACUUCCGAAUCGGAUAAGCGAGCACUGAGUUCAAUCGCUGCACGAGCGGCUGAGUUAGAGACCGAGGUGUCCAGGCUGCAGCACGAUUUGAUUACUUCGAUGUCCGAAGGUCAGGAAUCGCUCACUGAGUUGAACGAGUUCAAGCGAAUCGUUGAGGACUUGAAGAAGAGCGAGUCCGAGAAAUCGGAGAAGAUUGAUGCGAUUGAGAAGGAGAGAAACUUGUUGUUGAAUCGGUUGAGUGAAUUUGAAGAGAAAUUGAAGGAAUCGGAGAGUCAGAUUCGUGAGUUUGAGAAGAAGAUUGAAGGAUUUGAGGUGAGAGAGAGUGAAUUGAAGAGAGAGAAAGUGAAACUUGAAGAAGAAGUUAAGGAGAAAGACGAGCAAAUACAGAAUCUGAAACAAAUGAUUGAGAAGAAUCGAGUUGAAACUGAGAAAUCGAACAAGGAAAAGGAGGAUGUGGAAGCUCUGGUGAAGGAAUUAGAGACUAAGGUUAACGAAUUGGAGAAUGAAUUAAAGAAGGAGAAAGAGGUGGAGAAGGCUAAUGGUUUUGUUGUGAAUGGUGAUGAGAAGGUGUCCAAAUCUAAGGUGGAAUGGCCGGUGGUUGCAGCCACGGCUGGAGCGGUUGCUUUGGUGGCGGUUGUCUAUUUUCGUCACGCCAAGUUUUGA
Messenger RNA from Helianthus annuus (common sunflower), 873 nucleotides. RefSeq names its product peroxisomal and mitochondrial division factor 2. Lineage: Eukaryota; Viridiplantae; Streptophyta; Magnoliopsida; Asterales; Asteraceae. The transcript has a single exon. The record is from RefSeq and is a predicted model, not a curated record. The coding region runs from base 1 to 873 and encodes 290 amino acids.